This is a messenger RNA of Striga asiatica, 1574 nucleotides long. Lineage: Eukaryota; Viridiplantae; Streptophyta; Magnoliopsida; Lamiales; Orobanchaceae. The record is from the annotation of a GenBank genome assembly.
AAAUUACCGACUUCAUUCAGAAAAUUUUGCAGAACAUAAACGCGCGACUUGUGUUACAGCUUUGCCACAACUUAAAAACGCACUCCAACCACUCAUCAUUAAACUCCUAACUUCACAUACAUUUCCUCUCUCUACUAUUUAACACACAAAAUCAAGCAAUCUCUACUAAGUUGAAACAAAAAUCUCCAGUUGCUCGUUCACAUUUUUCUGCUCGAACUCUGAUCACCACCACAUCCCAGAAAAACCCUUUGAUCUGAGUCGGGCCUUCGGCAGGUUCGAUGUCAGCUUCAUGCGCUUCUUUACCGAAUUCAUUGAAGUUGGAGCUUUUAGGCAGUAGAAGUUCUUCAAGACUUCAUCCUCACAGAAGCAGAUGCGGAUUGAGUCGGAGAGAUUUUGCGCUUAAAGGAAUUGUCGUCGCUGGAGCUUCUGUAAUGGCGGCCACAGUUGUUGCAGAACCUUCGAAAGCGCAAGGCAUAAAAUUGCCGUUUAAAUCAGAGGGCUACAAUUACUGGACAUGGAGAGAUAGAAAGAUACAUUAUGUGGUUGAAGGGGAGGGGUUCCCCAUUAUUCUAAUUCAUGGGUUUGGUGCUUCUGCAUUUCAUUGGAGUCUAGGAGGAUUUACUGCUUUGGUGGCGGCAGCAUUGCUGCAGGAUCAAGUGAAGGGGGUCGUAUUGCUAAACAGCGCUGGACAGUUUGGUGAUGCCAUCAAUGCACAGCCAGAGGCAGAACAAAAUGCCUUGCAAAAAUUCGUUCUCAAUCCACUGAAGGAGGUUUUUCAACGUGUGGCUCUUGGGUUUUUGUUCUGGCAAGCCAAGCAACCAGCACGCAUAGAGUCCGUGUUGAAAAGUGUAUAUGUUAAUGCUACAAAUGUGGAUGACUAUCUCAUUAAUUCAAUUACAAGGCCUGCAGAUGACCCAAAUGCUGGGGAAGUUUAUUACAGACUAAUGACGCGAUUCAUGUCAAAUCAAAGGAAGUACACACUGGACAGCGUGUUGAGCCAGCUAUCUUGCCCGUUGCUAUUGGUGUGGGGUGACUUGGAUCCUUGGGUUGGUCCUUCUAAAGCUCUUAGGAUCAAAGAAUUCUAUCCAAACACUUGUUUAGUUAACUUACAGGCUGGACACUGCCCACAUGAUGAAGUCCCGGAGCUCGUGAACGAGGCCCUUUUGGAUUGGCUCUCGACAAUAACACACGCACCUUCUCUUCCAGCUUUAUGAGUAGCAAACUAAUACUCAAAUUCGUUUCAGUAUUACUUUGCAAGAUUAAUGAGGUCCCUAUGAGCUAAAAGAUGACUUACUGGAGCUUCGAAAAUUCGGGUCACUUUAAGCUGGAAGAGAACUAUUGAUUGUUGUUUGCAGGCAGAAAGAUUUCAGUGGUUGAAGAACUACCGGUCUCAGUUUGUAACGUACAUAGGUAGUAGAGAUAUCAAGCUGCUCAAUGUGAUUCAACAUAGUCUCAAGGGUUUAUGAAACUUUGAUUGUAUAAAGUGAAGCGUGGUGUCUUACAUGAUUAUUUAUCUCACUAUUGUUAUUGUUUUUAGUUUGUGGUAUGCUGGGUCAUUUCCGUCAGUUUUUUUA